AUGUACAUCGUCUUCGUGGCCUCGAAGUUGGCAUCUCAACUGAUAAUCUUUGGCGUCGAUAUCCAUUGCCGACCUUCCCAGACGAAAUUUUCAGGGCUUAAGAGAUUUCUACGCCGAUUGAACUCUUUUGAAGACAACGAUGGCGGGCACGGUUCUGGUGCCGGCAGACUCCAUGAUGGCCAACACAACCAGCUAGAGCAGCCAGCAAAUGGCCUCACCGUCGUAUCUGUGGCCGAUCUCUUGUGUCAGCUGGAAUACGCGAGUCGCGCACGACGUCGACAUUCGAACCCGACGACAACGACCCUCCAUCUUCGUGUGCUGAUCCUCACUCGACUAAUUCGUUGCGGACCUGCGACCACGACUGCCGAUGUCUUUGAGGAAUGUGGUGUGUAUGGGCUUAUCGUGUCAACAACAAAGAUGGAUGGUGAAUUCCUCAGGGAAUGA
Molecule: messenger RNA, 444 nt
Organism: Striga asiatica
Lineage: Eukaryota; Viridiplantae; Streptophyta; Magnoliopsida; Lamiales; Orobanchaceae
Source: the annotation of a GenBank genome assembly